This is a messenger RNA of Fusarium poae, 1263 nucleotides long. RefSeq lists its product as uncharacterized. NCBI's taxonomy places the organism in Eukaryota, Fungi, Ascomycota, Sordariomycetes, Hypocreales, Nectriaceae. The record is from RefSeq and is a predicted model, not a curated record. Bases 1 to 1263 code for a protein of 420 amino acids. The transcript is spliced from 4 exons. Gene Ontology annotation, molecular function: acyltransferase activity. Gene Ontology annotation, cellular component: endomembrane system.
AUGGCUGACACCACAAACGCUCACCCGUCAGAGACGGCAGUCCCAGCGCCAGAAGUCCUUGCUGGAAUCACUGAAGAGUCGUUGGUCAAGAACGAAAAGCCGUUAUCAAAGGAAGAGCAUCCGUCGGGAAAGGAGGGCUAUGGAACCUUUGUGCAAAUAAUCCGCGGCUCUUGUUUCGCUCUCUACUUCAAUUCAUGCAUAUUCAUCAUUUUCCUCACCCAGCUCGUCGGUUUGCCGCUGUACUUUGUCAACCGUGACUGGUACUACGCUUACAUAGCCAUGACCAAGGGCUUCUUUGGUCUUACCAUAACUCUCAUGACCCAAAUCUGGGGCCCGACAACCAUUCGAGUUAGCGGUGACGAGUCGGUCGCUGGCCAGAUUAAGUUACGGGCCGACGGGGGAGUGCAGUUUGAGUUCCCUGAGCGGUUGGUGCUCAUCGCCAAUCAUCAGAUUUACACUGACUGGCUUUACCUCUGGUGGAUUGCUUAUGCCAACUCCCCAAGCAUGCAUGGCCACAUUUACAUCAUUCUCAAGGAGUCACUCAAGCGCAUCCCAAUUGUUGGGUUGGGCAUGCAGCUCUAUGGAUUCAUCUUCAUGUCAAGAAAGAUGACUUCUGAUCAACCCAGAAUGGCUUACCGCCUCAACAAGCUGAAGAAGCCCAAGGUUGACCCCAAUGGGAAGUCUUAUAUGGACCCGAUGUGGCUGCUCUUGUUCCCUGAAGGCACCAAUCUUUCCAACAAUGGGCGUAGAAAAUCGGCAGGCUGGGCGGCCAAGAUGGAUCUCAAGGAUCCCGAGCACGUUUUGCUCCCAAGGAGCACCGGUAUGUUCUUUUGUUUGAACGAGCUCAAAGGAAGCCUUGACUACGUCUAUGAUUGCACGGUCGCGUAUGAGGGAAUCCCCCGAGGUGGAUUCGGUGAAGAGUACUUUGGUCUGGUUAGCACCUACUUCCAAGGGCGACCUCCCAAGUCGGUCAACUUUCACUGGCGCCGUUUCCGACUGAGCGACAUUCCCCUCGACGACCAAAAGGCCUUUGAUCUCUGGCUUCGCGAGGAGUGGUAUAAGAAGGAUGCACUGAUGGAAGAGUACAUGUCAACUGGUCGGUUCCCUCGCAUGGAGGGGGGUAAGGUCGAUUACAUCGAGACCGAGGUCAAGACACGGCAGCCAUGGGAGAUUCUCCAGCUCUUCACUGUUGUUGGCACUGUUGCGCUGAUUUGGCACAACACCAAGAAGACGUUUACGACUAUGACAACAGUCUUUCAAUAG